UUAGUUUUUUUUUUGAAUAUUUUUAUAGAGAAAAACUAAAAUAGAAAUAGUUAUAUAUUCUUUUUUCAAGAAAAAUGGCGAAUGAAGCACCAGCAAUGUUUCUUUCUAUAGUAAACUCGUUAAAAGAUCCCUUAGAAAAAACUUCGUUUUUUAAUUGGCUUAGUGAAUAUUUGACUAAUCAAAACGAAAUAAGUUGUAAUCAUAAAAAGAUAGCAAAAAGUGGUGAAGUACUUCUUUCUUGUAUUAAAAGCGCUAUCAAGGAAAAGGUUCCUUUUGAUGCCAUAAUGGAUAGUGAAAAAAUUUGUUUUCCAACAGUUGGAGAGGAUUCUCAUCUCCAUUCCAAAAACAGUAUACACGUUGAUGCAUUUUUGUACGACGAUGAUGAUGUCGAAGAUUUGGUUGAAGAAGGAAAACUUACCAGGUAUUUUUGCAAAUCGUGUGGAUCAGCUGAUGUUGACAAAAUUACUUUCAUUACUCAUUCGACAUCUAAGGAACGCCUUCAAUACAUUUUUCUGGAUGCACUUCCUUCAUUAAAAGGAAAAACUAUAGUCGACAUAGGAUCACGAUUGGGAUCAGUUCUAUACGGCGCUUACGUUUAUUCAGAAGCUGAAAGUAUUAUUGGCAUUGAAAUGAAUUCGGAGUUGUGUAAGUUGCAGAAUGAAAUUAUUACAAGAUUCAAACUUACUAAUCGAAUCAAAAUUGUAGAAGGUAAUAUGAUUGAUAAGAGUGAUAUCAUAAAAUCCGCUCAUGUUGUUGUUUUAAAUAAUGUCUUUGAAUGGUUUGUUUCUGUAGAAGAACAAAAUGAGUUGUGGCGAUUUUUGCAUAAAACAUUACCCAAGGAUUGUAUAAUUGUAGCCACACCUGAAAUAGACAAAUCGUUAGAUUUACUUAGCACUGGUAUAGUUCUUGAUCUUUGGUUAAAAGAAAUAUUUGUUCCUAAAAGUGAUCUCGAGUUUGUUGAACUGAGUUGUAUUAAAUUUUACUCAGUAUUAUAAUUAUACUUUUUUUUAUCAAAUUGAUUAACGUAAGAAAAUAAGCUAGUACACCGUUGUUGUUA
Molecule: messenger RNA, 1057 nt
Organism: Hydra vulgaris (swiftwater hydra)
Lineage: Eukaryota; Metazoa; Cnidaria; Hydrozoa; Anthoathecata; Hydridae
Molecular function (GO): methyltransferase activity
Source: RefSeq, a predicted model, not a curated record